Acanthaster planci (crown-of-thorns starfish) is the source of this 2364-nucleotide messenger RNA. Its product is annotated as co-chaperone protein HGH1 homolog. The record is from RefSeq and is a predicted model, not a curated record. Lineage: Eukaryota; Metazoa; Echinodermata; Asteroidea; Valvatida; Acanthasteridae.
UGCGAACGAUAUGGCAUGGGUUACAGCCAUUGAUAAUGGGAUCAAUGGUUACCACGUACAUGUACAGUACAUGUGUAACAACUUUGUGUACGUGCAUGAUAGGCUAUACAUGUACAUUUGCUGGAAACUCUGCGCUGGCGAUGCGAUGUUAAUAAAAUUUGAAAUUGUUAAAUGCACUGUUUUGUAGACGAACACAAAGUCUUAUAAAUAUCAUAUUAGACGCGAUUGACGGAGUUUCUUGUCAUGGCAAAUCCUGUCGUUCUGGACGAGUUCUUGAACUUCCUCUCCGUGUCCGCUCGUCCGGACCUGAAAGCGAGUGCUCUGCAGUAUGUGAUGGGGCUCACUUCGUCUGCGGACGGUGUACGCUUACUCCUCUCACACGCUAAGAUGCUUGCGGCUGUCGUAGAUUUAACUCAAGAUUCCAAUGAGCAAAUUUCCUCGGUUGCUUAUAAAUCUAUCAUCAACAUUUGUGCGGAAACAGAGAGCAACGAAGGUGAAAGCGCAGGUCAUCUAAUUUCAAAUAAAAAGCUGUUGUCCAUUUUAUUGAAAACGGUGGUGGAUAAGUCUAGCGGCAAUGCGGACAAUGCCUGCAAAGUGUUAACCAACAUAACACGCAUACCGGCAGGAUGCAGAAAUGUUAUGGACCUUUUGGGAGACGUGGAUUUCCCUGUUGACUUGGUGAUGUUGGUGGAGGCAUUCUGUAUGAAGAACUACAAUGACAAAGGAGCAAACUUGGACUACUUGGGGCUGGUGCUGUCUAACUUGACACAGCUGCCUGAGGGCCGGGAGUUUAUCUUGAACAAGGAGAGAUGUGUUGUGCAAAGGUUGUUGCCCUACACACAGUAUGAGGGCUCGACAGUUAGAAGGAGGGGUGCAGUGGCUGCUCUCAAAAACUGCUGUUUUGAAACAGCUUAUCAUGACUGGUUGCUAAGCAACACGGUGGACAUCCUACCUUAUCUGUUGCUGCCUCUUGCUGGCCCCGAAGAGCUUUCUGAGGAAGAAAUGGAAGGGAUGCCAGAAGACUUACAGUACUUAGAAGAAGACAAGAAAAGGGAGACAGAUUCAGAUAUUAAGAAGAUGCUCUUAGAGGCGGUCAUGAAGCUUUGCUCCACAAAAUCUGGCCGCAAGACUGUGCAAGACAAGAGGACCUACAUCAUCAUAAGGGAGUACCACAGAUGGGAGAAGGAACCGUCUUUACAGCAACCCAUCGAGAAUCUGAUCCAGGUGCUGAUCAAGGAGGAACCGGAACCAGGCAUGGGGAACCUGGACGAGGUGGAGAUACCAGAAGAUGUCGCCAGAGCCCUGGAGCAGUCACAGCCGUGAUCACACGUCCUUGAACGAUAAUCCCUGUGGUGUUUGUGAGGACCUCUUAUGAGUUCUCAAGUGGGUUUCUUGUGUUCAAGAAACCCCUGGCUUUGUAUGCAUCUCAUAUGCAUGUAUAUGCAAAGUUGACGUGACACCACACGUCGACUGAUGAGAGCCAACCUAAGAUAAUGUGAUAAUUUCUUCACAAGAGAAGACACUUUGGUUAUCCAGUGAUUUACAUCUGUACCCCAGAAAAUAUCCACAUGGCCGCUGCAAGAUGGAAAUGUUCUUGUCAUCAUUUUGUCUACUUUUUUGGUUAAAGUUAUUACAGUGGUAACAGAUGUGUACAAGAUCACGAAGGAUAAGGGCUGUACAUUUGUUCAAGCCCCCACUGGUCGUGGGGAUGUCUUUAUUUUUAACUGCUUGCAUAAAUUUGGCAGUGACGUUAUAGGCCUACCAAAGGCAACAAUUUAUCAAAAUCUAUCAGAAAGAAGCAAGUGAUAUCAUGUAUGAUUAAUUGCUAAAUCUUCGCACAUAUUGUGGCCUAAGGUGCACUUCCUUACCUAAGCCCCAUUGUUCUCCAGGAAAAGAACACAAUCAAUUAUCUCUCUUUGCUUUACCAACUGUCCAAGUGUGAUUCAUCUUAUCACAACCUUUGCUAUUCUGUUGGGAGGCGUCCAUCAAAUCAGACUGGGACAUUGAGUGGACACUGAAAUACACAAAACAAAAUAAGGUCACCCUUACUUACGUUUUACCGGACAAAUUCUCCAAAAUAAAUUAUUUCUUGUCGUUGUUGUAUUGGUUAUGAACCAAACUGAGUGUGGCAUAAACUCCAUUUAGUCCGAUAGAGGGCGCUACACCGCUAUCCUGAUAAUUCGUGCAAGCCGAGUUCUACAAACUGCCUGCAAAGCGCGGUCCCGUUCCCCGGUUGUACUUGAAUUGUGGAGAUCUAUACUUGGCAGCAUUUAAUAAACUCCUGCUCAGCACACUGAAAGUCAUUCAUUUGUAACAGGUUGAUUUUUUAAAAUUUACAAUCAAGCCCCGGGCGUAAGGUAAGCA